AUGAAUGUGGAAAAGGAAAAAGUAGAAGAAUGGGUGGUAGAAAAAGUGACCGAUGUGAAAAUCGACGAGUACAACGAGGUUGUAUUUGAAACUAAAUGGGAGUCAGAUAGCACGACGACGUGGGAACCACUGGCCAGUUUCUGCUACCGUAAGAAAAACGAUUCGAUAAAGGCGUUUUUGGAUUCACCAAACAAUAAGGAAAAGUACGAGGCAGCUGUGGAAGAAAGUAAACGUCGCAAGAAGGAUCAAAACAGACGAUCAUUGAAAAUCACUCCACAAUCAGGAAGCAAAAAACGAGGUCGACCAUCAUUAAAACGUACCGUAUCCCAACUUCGGGACCCGAUUUUGGCAGCUGAAAUAAUCAAUAAAAGUUUCAAUCAGGAUCCUGGGGAUUCAAAUGAUUCUUCCACUUCUGGACCCUCCAAUUCAGAAAAUCCAAUGCCACUUGUCACGAAGAUCAACAAUCCUACUGUAGAAGAUGAGGAUCCAACAAAAUAUGAUGAGUAUGACUUUGGAUUUCCAAUGAAGAAUGACCCGGAUUUAAAUAUCUCGGAUCCUGUAUUUGAUGAUCCUGAAUACAACACAAUUCUUAGUCCAAAAGAGACAAAAGAAGAAAAACUCCUAAAAUUCGUGGCUCCGAAAUCCCUCUCACUCCUCGUUUCGAUUCCAGAACCUCAGAAUUCAGAAGACCAGACGGCGCCGCCAAAAACGACUUUUAUCGUAAUUAAAGGAGCCAGAAACCCACUUCGAGAUGAGAAUAAUUUUGUGAGAAGGAGAACAAGCUUUUUGCCGAAAAAGACUAAAAAAUGGGAUGGCUGGGUGGAUGUAUGA
This is a messenger RNA of Caenorhabditis briggsae, 831 nucleotides long. The transcript is spliced from 3 exons. The record is from RefSeq and is a predicted model, not a curated record. The coding region runs from base 1 to 831 and encodes 276 amino acids. NCBI's taxonomy places the organism in Eukaryota, Metazoa, Nematoda, Chromadorea, Rhabditida, Rhabditidae.